Messenger RNA from Dunckerocampus dactyliophorus (ringed pipefish), 7348 nucleotides. RefSeq names its product MICAL-like 1a (gene micall1a). The record is from RefSeq and is a predicted model, not a curated record. Gene Ontology annotation, molecular function: protein binding. Bases 626 to 3349 code for a protein of 907 amino acids. Lineage: Eukaryota; Metazoa; Chordata; Actinopteri; Syngnathiformes; Syngnathidae. The transcript is spliced from 16 exons.
UGUUCUUAAAGCGUGCCACUGCAGCGCCACGGUUGGGUUGCUGAAUCAAACGACAGUGUGACAUUGUGGAGGUUACAGGGGUGGUCAACGCUUCAGGGUGUAUUGUCAUCGGCGACAAGCUUCGGGAUCGACUGCGUUUUAGAUUUUAACACCGUAUCGUGUCAAUAAGAAUGGACUUUUAUUUGUAUCUCUUCCACUCCUAACGGGGCUCCUUACCAACGAACACAAAACGUGUUGCGGUCCACACCUCAAACCAGGAGGGAACUGUUACCUCUGCUUGGAUGGAAAUGGGAUUUUCUUUCCGUUAACAAAGAAAAAAGCAUCCUUUUUCAAAAGCAAAGUGGGGCGCUAGCUUGUUAGCAAAGUUGGCUACUCUAAGAAGUUUACUGUCAAGCCUGUAAUUAGCAACUCGGGAUAUAGCAGAUGUGCUUUUUCAUCUGAUGGCUCAGGUCAAAGUUCCGGUUUUAGUUAUCAUCACUCUUGUCGGAAUGACCCUGGAGCGAGAUCAUAUAAGACUACAAUGCAACUUAUACGCGGAAAAGUUUGCUAAUAUUUGGCUAGCUUGCGAAGCGUCGUGCUAGAAAGUGACGUAUGGUCCUCAGCCAGACCUCUGGAACUCCACGACAUGAUGAUGGGCUCUCUGAAGGCACUCCAGGAGUGGUGUCGGAUACAAUGUGAAAAUUACCACGAUGUGGAGAUAAAGGACAUGUCGAGGUCCUUCCGGGACGGCUUGGCGUUCUGUGCCAUAAUACAUCGCUACAGGCCGGAGUUGAUAGACUUUGACUCCCUGUCAAAAGAUGACGUCUAUGAAAACAACCGACUGGCCUUCGAGGUGGCUGAGACACAGCUGGGGAUUCCAGCCUUGUUGGACCCAGAAGACAUGGUAUCAAUGAAGAUUCCUGACAGGCUCAGCAUCAUCACCUAUGUCUCCCAGUACUACAACUUCUUUAACAACAAGUCUCAAGCCAACCCUCCCUCCAUGAAGAGGCUAGGCUCUGCUAGUCUCCAUGAGCCAGCACAGAAAAGGCCUCCGACCCCUCUGGAGGACAGAGAGGUUGAGUCUGAGGAGGCGGGUCUAGAAGUGGCAAAGCGCAGCACGCUAAGCAGCACCUGCACUGCCUGUCAGAAGCAUGUCCACCUGGUGCAGCGAUUUCUGGUGGACGGCAAAUUGUACCAUCGAAACUGCUUCAGGUGCACCGAGUGUCGUAGCACUUUGCUACCCGGGUCCUACAAACUAGAAAGUGAUUCUGGGGUGUUGGUUUGCACCCACCACCUCGCAAGACAAGUUUCAGCAAAUCAGAACGGCCGGACGGAUCUCAGCCAGAGACCCGUUGUCGUGCAGUCAGCCAGGAACGGUCACAGCAAGACCGUCUACACCUCGACCUCUGAGACGGACCGGCGAAAGACCCCAUCCCCGGUUGGCAAAGUGAGUGAUACUGACGUGCCCACCAACCCAAUUGUCUUAGUCACUCCCGCGCCAGCAAACACCGAGGUCUCCUUGGAAGACACAGACAUACAUGACGACGAUAAACAGACAGAAGAGAAACCCCGUCCCCCCUCUCCUCCAAAUCCUUUUGAUGAGAGCGAUGAUGAAGACAACGAGCCAGCUGGGGCAGAAGAAUCACUAACCAAAGAUGAGACCAACGGUGACCUCCCCUGCACACCUGUCAGUCAAGAAGCCGCAUCUCGACCGGUGCCAGCCCCUCGUCGAGUUGCUGAGAUAACCCCACCACCCCGCCCUUCCCCGCGAGUGAAACUACCCCGGACAGCAGACAGCCUUGCAGCAGGUGAACUUCAGAAGCAGCCCACCCCUCCAAAACCUAGAGAGAGAUCCCAGUCUCCGAGAAGCUUGUCCAGUGGCUCACAUAAACCCAAAGACCCACCCUGGCUUGCCCUGGUCCAAUCAGAGACCAAGAAGAAGAAAGCUCCUCCCCCUCCCUCUGCAGGACUGGCAACACCUCCCAAUACAGGCUCUGUGUCUUCUCUUAAAGAUGAGGGCUCCAGGUCCACCACGCCCCCUUUGCCCUCUAACCCCUUUGAGGAUGAUCAGGAUGACACGAACGAAGCAGAGGAAGACGAGGAAGCUGAUGCGGUUCCGGCCACGGUGGUGGCAAGUCAUCCGUGGUACAGUAUUACACAGGUGGCGGAUGUCUCGGGUGCGGUCACGCCCCCGAGCACAGGAAGCUCCUCCCGCUCGGCGAGCCCAGGAAGUGCUAAAAGCAAAAAGCGACCAGCACCUGGUGUGCCACAGCCACCUGCCACAAACCAAGCUCCUCCUCGCUGUCAGCAGUCUUCCUGCUCUCUAGCUCUCAGUGUGGAGAGUUUGUCCUCUGGGUCUGACCACAGCUCCUCCCAUCGCCCCUCAGCCACCGGUGAAGGCAGCAAGCAGGAACCCAGCUUCUCCAAAAGUGUCUCGGAGCCUUCCAUCUGUACACCAUCUCCCGCCUUGCCACCCUCCUCCUCCUCUUCCACCGAGCGUCUGCCUCAUUCUUUCCUCAGCCCUUCUUUGUCGGCGUCAUCAAAUGCAAGCUCCGCCCCUGCUACCCCGCAGGUCAGUCGCAGCCACGAGACCAAAGGAGCCACGACCACCCCCAGCCCAUUAGCCUCAGGAACCACCUCAUCGCAUAACAAGCGAAUAUGCAAGGAAAAUCCAUUCAACAGGAAAGUUUCCCCUUCCCCUGCCAAAUCCAAAAGCAAGCCCCCAAAAGGUCCUCGUCCUUCUAGACCUCCAGCUCCAGGUCAUGGCUUCCCACUUAUCAAACGCAAGGUGCAGUCAGACCAGUACAUCCCGGUGGACGACAUCCACUGGGAGAUGAGUCAGCUGGAGAAACAGCUGGAUGAGCUGGAGCUAAGAGGCGUGGGGUUGGAGAAGAAACUCAGAGACAGCACGAAUGAUGAGGAUGAAGAGCACCUUUUGGUCGACUGGUUCACGCUCAUUCAUGAGAAAAACCAGUUAGUCCGACGAGAAGCUGAGCUGGUCUACACAGUGAAGCAGCAGAACCUCGAGGAGAGGCAGGCUGAUGUGGAGUAUGAGCUGAGGUGUCUUCUCAACAAACCAGAGAAAGACUGGACAGAGGAGGACAAGAGCCGUGAGCAGCAGCUUAUGGCCGAGCUGGUCACCAUCAUUGAACAACGCAACCAAAUAGUCAACAACAUGGACCAGGACAGACAGAGGGAGGAGGAGGAAGAUAAGUUCAUGGAAGCUGUGCUGAAGAAAAAAGACUUCCAUAAGGAAUCAGAUGGAGGACAAGAAAAGAGAAAAGGGUCCAAGUUCAAACCCAUGAAGGUUCUGAAGAGGCUGAGCCAGAAAGGAGAACCUGCUAAAAGUCCUCGUAAGGAGAACAGCUGAUCCACACAAAGCGUCACACUGAAAGACCAUGGGGAUUUUUUGGAAGAUGUGUCUCGUGACCCUCAUGACUGUCUUGAAGUGCCACACAGAGUCCGCUUGCGUCUCCCUGCAGAACCAAAAUGACAACUCAAGUGCUUGAACAUCUCUCUGACCUUUUCAGUUUUCUGUCAAAUGAAGCCAGUGAGCCUGAAUCGCUCUCCUCCAAUACCCAUGAGCUCCUCACGUCUGACGUUGAGAGGAUGUUGAGGUCAGCCUUACUUUCAAAACAACCUGUAGCGGAGAUGCUCAGUGGUGAGUAGUCAUAAUACAUCACAUCUUCUCCUUAUCUUCAUGUUCACACGGAGAAGAGUGUCAUUUAUUUGCAUAGUCCGGACUGUCAAGUGACAUUUUGAACAUAUUGAGUGACUCAAGAGAUGGACAGAUGCCUGCCUGAGAAGUUCAUAAAGGUUGCAUGUGCAAUUAAAAAAAAAAAUGGUGAAAUAGCAGUUUUAAGCUGUUUAUAAAAAAAAAAACAACAAAAAAAAAAAACUGGAAAGCUCUGACUGUUCCAUUGUUAAUUUAUAUUUUACUAUGCUCCAAGUGGGAAUUGGUUUGUGCGACUCAUUUUGUUUGUUAUAUAUAUUAUCAAAGUUUUAACUUUUAUUUUAUACUCGGCUCAGAGCUAGUGAAUAAAUUGUACAUUACAUCCGUCAAGCCCCGCCCACCUCUCCCCAUCAUGGCGGACUUUCUCCUCCAUAGCGUACUUCGCUUCUGUUCUGUUCACUUGCGGCCGAGUCAACCCUCCUGUUUUUAACUCUACACUCCUUGGAUUUUACCCCAAAAACAGGAUUUUAAGAAAUGCUUACAGUGGAAGGCAGAUAAAUAAAAGAAGUUGAUAGAAAUACUGCAGUGGUUUAUGGUUUAUUUCACCUUUAUGCACUAUCUUGGAUCCACUGGCCUCUCAGAUGCCAUCACUUCCUUAUUUGGUUGUUGGGCUUCAUCUAGUAUCUCCAGUUCCCGGAUUUUCUAAAUUAGAGUUCAGAAAGAAAACAAACCUCCGUCAAGAUGACUCAAAUAAUUCUAAGCUAUAGUUUUUUUGUUUUUUGUUUUUUGUUUUAAAUAUACCUGUCACUUUUAUACAUUUUGUGCAAUACAAAUGCUAAAACCAAUCCAUCCAUCCGGGUCGCGGGGGCAGCAGUCUCGGUAGGGAAGUCCAGACUUCCCAGGCCAGCUAUGAGACAUAAUCCCUCCAGCGUGUCCUAGGUCUGCCCCGGGGCCUUGUCCCAGCUGGGUAUGCCCGGAACCCCCUCACUCGGGAGGCAUUCGAUACACGGUUACAAAAUGGUGAAAAUUGUGAUUAAUCUGAUUUAAAAAGCAAUCAUUUGACAACCCUAUUUAUAGUAUUUCUAAUAAUUAUUAUAUUCAUAUUAAUUUUUCAUGAUUUUUUUUUUAUAUGCCGAGGGCCAAUAAAAAAAUUAAGGGUCCAUCCACUUUCUGUACCGCUUGUCCUCACUAGAGUUGCAGGUAUGCUAGAGCCUAUCCCAGCCCUCUUGGGGCAAGAGGCGAGGUACACCUUGGACUGGUCGGCAGCCAAUAGCAGAGCACAUGUAGACAAACAAGCAUUCACACUCACAGUCACACCUGCGGACAAUUUAGAGUCUCCACUUGAACAAGCAUGCAUUAUGUUUGGGAAUGGAGAACAAAGAUGAUCCAACGGAGACACCAACCAACGAUCUCCUGACUGUGAGGCCAACAUGCUAACCGCUAGGUCACAGUGCGGCCCCUAAACGAAUGAAAUGUACUAUUAUCUGAUACAAACGCAACAAAUUAAACAUACAAAUGAAAACCUGAUCUGAUGGGAUUUUUGGGGGCAUGAAACGGUUUAAUAUCACAGCUUCCGUUCCCCUGUGUUGUUACAAAUUUGGAUUAUUUUCACAUCAAUGUGUCGAAUGUCACCAAAAUGUAACCACACACGUGUCCCAUUAUACAAAUCCAAAUAGUUUACCUGUGAUAUUUCAGUGUUGAUGAUGUGGAUGUACUGCUUCUCCUGUCCUAGAGAGGCCAUGUCAGCCAGGAAUUGUCUCCUUUCCUCGAUCUCAUCCAGAACUGCAAAAGAAAAAUGCAUCUGUACAUGAUUUCACUGAUCACAUUGCAAGCUUUCCAUGAAGUCACCUGCUAAUGUUUCUAACACUACUCCAGUGGUUCCCAACAAUUUCACAGUCCCAUACCCCUUCAGACAUUUGACUUGUAGCCAUGUACCCACUGCUCUGUUUGCCCCCUUCCUGAUAAAACAGAACUUAGCUAUGGUUUAUCACACCUGAGUUCAAUUUCUAUAGCCACGCCCAGGCCUGCCACACCUGCUGACAAUCAAAAAAAUCACUUAAAUAGGACCUGCUUGACAAAGUGAAGUAGACCAAAAGAUCCUCAAAAGCUAGACAACAUGCCGAGGAACAAAUGCGAAAGAAAGUAAUUGAGAUCAGUGUGGAAAAGGUUAUAAAGCCAUUUCUAAAGCUUUGGGACUCCAGCCAACCACAGUGAGAGCCAUUAUCCACAAAUGGCAAUAACAUGGAACAGUGGUGAACCUUCCCAGGAGUGGCUGGCCAACCAACUUGCUUAUGCAACUCCACAAUCCGACCACGUUCAAAGAGACAAAGCUUCUUAGCUUUAGCCAACAGGAGGGCAUGACAGUAUGCAUGCCGGACAGAAAAUGACAAUUUUGAGCAGAUUUAGGCUUUUAUAGCCUGUGGUCUUAAACUUUUGAUCAGGUGACAAACAACCUAUUUCAGUUUUUUUUUGUUUUUUUUUUAAUUACAAGUUUUUUUCUCACUCCCCCUUCUUGCUCUCCUUAAAACCUCAUUAAGAUCCAAAUGUGCAAUAGCAAUUUUUCAACUGGUCUUAAGAUUUUGAUCAGGUCUGCACUCUGUGGUCUGACGAGACAAAAAUUUAACUUUUUGGAAAGUGUGUGUCCCAUUAGAUGUGGCGUAAAAGUAAUGUCGCAUUUCAGAAAAAGAACAUCAUACCAACAGUAAAAUAUGGUGGUGGUAGUGUGAUGGUCUGGGGCUGUUUUGCUGCUUCAGGACCCGGAAGACUUGCUGUGAUAAAUGGAACCAUGAAUUCUGCUUGUCUACCAAAAAAAUCCUGAAGGAGAAUGUCCGGCCAUGAGCACUGCCCUCUGUAGUUGUAGCCUCCACUGCUGAAUGUGUACCAAUUCAAGUUCCUUCCUUACCUUCCUGAUAACGGUCCCUCUCCUCCGUCACUGCAGCUUUUACACACGUAGCAACGUUUUUCGAAGGUGCAUCAUCUGCUGAUUCUUCUUGUCCUGUCGCCAAGAUGCUUUGAAGCCUCCUCUUCUCCUUUUCUAAGUCUCCUAGAUGAAAUCACAGGAGAAUGCAGAUGAAAUGCAACAAUUUUACAAGGGAUUCACCAAAACAAACCAGAGCGCAUUCGCAUUGGCUUUUUUCACAGUACUAGCGUACUUGUGGGUGCAGGGCAAAACCUUUCUCUGACAUUGUUCCCAGAGAGGCAGGAAGCGGCACUGCGUCUCUGAGGACGACCUGGCAGGAGUUUGUGGACACAUUUGCUGCCUUUAGGCUGACGGGGGGAAACUGACGAUGGAGGCUGAGUGGUCAGCGGCAAGGCAGAUCCGUCUGUGGUGGGAAGGACAUUUUUUAAAUGCCGCAAUAUUUAGGUUUGUGCUGACACAAAGUCAUGACAAUGCCCAUUCUGUGGUCGUACACUACUCACAAAAUGUUAGAAAUUCACGUGGGCACUCGGCCUGGCAGGAUAAUAAACACAUUAAUCACACAACUAAAAUGAACUAGAUCAUUUUGCCCGCCUUGUGAAAAAGGUUUGCCACACUUAAAUGUUUCAGAUCAUCAAACAAAUUAGUCUUUGACAACUCAAAUGAAGUUUUUAAAUAAAAUGUUUUAUUAUGUUAAAAAGUGAUCCCACCCCCCUUAAAACAAAACUGAGAUUAAUUGAGAUCUAUCAGUGUGGGAAAGGUUAUAAAGUCUAAAGCUU